AUGGAUGGGUUUAUUCUCGAAAUAUCAGGACAACUGGGGAAGGCUAUGCUAGGAGAUGGAAACAAGGAUGGAUUGUAUUCUAUUCUUCCAAGAGAUUACAGCUCCCAUGCUGCAGCAGUCUGCAUGAACCGCCUAGCAAAAUUGAGUGCUCGGUGGAUUGGAAUCCAUGGCUUCUCCAUCGGAAUUGAUGACGUUCAACCUGGAGAAGCGUUGAGAAGGAGAAGAAAAGAAACAAUCAGUGAGGACAAAAUAACUGCGACUGGGAAGUCAUACGCAUCCGGCGCUGCCAAGACCCGUCUUCUGAAACCUCUUCUCCACCAAACCUCAAACGAAUCACCUGUUGUUGUCCCAAUCAAGAUGGUCUGGCUGCGCCCAUCAUCCACCAGUUUCCCAUCGAGGGAUCUCCAACACAGCCGUCUCAUCCACCCGAAAUCAUCAUACAAAGCCUCUAACUCUUAUCAUUAA
Messenger RNA from Microthlaspi erraticum, 465 nucleotides. Lineage: Eukaryota; Viridiplantae; Streptophyta; Magnoliopsida; Brassicales; Brassicaceae. The record is from the annotation of a GenBank genome assembly.